Messenger RNA from Trichomycterus rosablanca, 3383 nucleotides. RefSeq names its product glutamate receptor ionotropic, delta-1-like. The record is from RefSeq and is a predicted model, not a curated record. Gene Ontology annotation, biological process: modulation of chemical synaptic transmission; monoatomic ion transport; synaptic transmission, glutamatergic. Gene Ontology annotation, molecular function: glutamate receptor activity; transmitter-gated monoatomic ion channel activity involved in regulation of postsynaptic membrane potential. The transcript has 16 exons. Gene Ontology annotation, cellular component: postsynaptic density membrane; plasma membrane. Lineage: Eukaryota; Metazoa; Chordata; Actinopteri; Siluriformes; Trichomycteridae. The coding region runs from base 1 to 2916 and encodes 971 amino acids.
AUGUUUAAGUUCACCUGUGCGAUCUUCGAGCAGGACGCAGUGCGGGACGCCGAAGUUUUCCAGCAAGCUAUUUCGGAUCUGAGUCUGAGCGAUGAUAUCUUGCAGAACGAGCGUGUCACACAUUCCAUCAAACUCAUCGAGCCUGACAACCCCUUUCAGGCCGUGCAGGAGGCAUGCGAGUUGAUGAAUCAGGGAAUCUUGGCACUGGUAUCGUCGACAGGUUGUGCGGCGGCACGGGCUCUGCAGUCUCUCACAGAUGCAAUGCACAUCCCACAUCUGUUUGUGCAGCGUGGAGUAAAUGGAGCACCGCGUGCAGAUUGUGUGUUCUGUACAAAAGCAGAUGCAGAGACGUACACACUUGCCACUCGGCCACCUGUACGCAUCGACAGUGUCCUGCUCACGCUCAUCUCUGAACUGCACUGGCGAAGGUUCAUCAUUUUCUAUGAUGCUGAGUAUGAUGUGGGUGGAUUAAGGACAUUUUUAGACCAGGCAUCUCGCUCCGGGCUUGACGUUUCCCUACAGCAGGUUGAGAGAAAUGUGUCAAAGGUUUUCCUCACACUCUUCAGCACGAUGAAGACGGAUGAGCUGAAUCACUACAGGGACUCCCUAAGACGUGCUGUUCUGCUGCUGAGUCCCCGUGCUGCUCAUGCCUUCAUUAACCAGGCUGUGGAGACGAACCUUGCGUCCAAAGACUGUCACUGGAUUUAUGCAAAUGAGGAGGUGAGUGACGCUGACAUCAUGGACCUGGUACACACCUCUCUAGGCCGACUAACGGUGAUCAGACAGAUUUUUUCUGGGUGGAAAAACAGUGUGUCUCAUUGCCGCAGGAAUAACCAGCGAGCCAAAUCAUUGCUGUGUCAACCACAGGAGGAAUAUCUACACAACCUGCAGGUUUCCAGUCUGUACCUGUACGACAGCGUGUUGAUGUUAGCAAAUGCCUUCUACAGGAAGUUGGAAGACAGGAAGUGGCAUAGCAUGGCGAGUCUAAGCUGCAUGAGAAAGUCGACCAAACCCUGGAACGGGGGCUGGUCUAUGCUCGAUACCAUCCAGAAGGGGCGGAUCUCUGGGCUGACUGGACUGAUGGAUUUCCGCAGUAAUGGAGCAAAUUCUCACGCUCAGUUUGAGAUUUUGGGGACAACAUACAGUGAGACGUUUGGAAAAGAUGUCAAACGUUUAGCAUUAUGGGACUCUGUUCGAGGGAUGAAUGGCAGUUUGAAGGAAAGCAGAAUGGAAAGCGGGAUGGAUGGCGUGACGCUGAAAGUGGCUACGCUCCUGGAAGAGCCCUUCGUGAUGGCGGCGGAAAGCAUUCUUGGACAGGCAAAGCAAUAUAAAGGGUUUUCCAUUGACGUUUUGGAUGCUCUAGCCAAAAUCCUUGGCUUUAAAUAUGAAAUUUAUCAGGUAGAGGAUGGAAAAUAUGGCUCCUUACAACCAAACGGUUCCUGGGACGGCCUGAUCGGAGAACUUACCAAAAAGAAGGCAGACUUGGCGAUUUCUGCCAUCACUAUUACUCCUGAGCGGGAGAGUGUGGUCGACUUCACUAAGCGAUACCUGGAUUACUCUGUUGGAAUCCUAAUGAGCAAAUCAGUGGAGAAGCUGUCAAUCUUCUCUCUCUUGGCACCCCUAGACCUCUCAGUAUGGGUGUGUAUCGGUGCCACAGUGCCCGUGAUGGGGGUGGUGAUCUUUAUUCUGCGUCGUGUACAGGCUGUCUGCUCACAUCAACCUGCCUCUGCCAACGCCUCCCUUCUCAACACAAUGUGGGUCGUGUAUGGCGCCUUUGCUCAGCAAGGUGUCGAGUCUGUGGUGAGUUCAGUCUCAGUACGAAUUGCAUUGGGCAGCUGGUGGCUCUUUACACUCAUCGUAUGUUCAUCAUACACCGCUAACCUAACCGUGUACCUGUCCACAAACAGACUGGAUAAUACCAUACGGUCUCUGCAGGACCUGGCCAGACAGUCCGGUGUGAAUUACGGAACAGUCAGAGACUCUGCGGUGUUCCACUAUUUCAGGAUGAAGGGGACAAACCCGCUAGAACAUGAUAGCACGUUCUCUGAAUUAUGGAGAACCAUCAACAAACAUCAGGGGAAAGUAAACUGCGUAGACUCUCCAACUGAGGGAAUCAGGAAGGUAAAACAGGAGCCGUACAUUUUUCUCUGGGAUGUGGCGGUUCUGGAAUAUGCGGCUCUGACAGAUGACGAGUGCUCGCUGAUUGUUACCGGAAACUCUGAGAACACAAAAGGAUACGGAAUUGCUCUGCAGCACGGCAGCACCUACAGAGAACUGCUCUCACACACGAUCCUGGAGCUGCAGCAGCGGGGUGACAUGGAUGCACUAAAGCUGAAGUGGUGGCCACGUAAAGGUCGCUGUAUUAAUGAGCUGCGCUCUGAGGGAGGCGCUCUAACUCUCCACACUCUUUCUGGAGUUUUCUGUUUACUCGCACUGGGGAUGUUCAUCUCUGGUGUGGUGGGAGUGCUGGAAAGCUGGUACACUCGCACAUCCUGCAGAACGCACACACAGGAUAAGGAGGUGGACCUUGAGGAGGUACAGCAGACCUACAGUGGAAUUAUGGCUGAUGAUGGUUUGUCUGAUAAGCAGAUUCCCAAUGCACCGCUGGAUGUCUCGGUGCUAGACGUUGGCACCGGGGGUUCGGUCUGCCAACGGCAAGAUUCCCGUGAUGCACUGCAUCCCUUUUCUCAUGGGGCUCUGUCCAUUUCCCGCCUUUACUCUGAGAGCAGUGUUGGGGGUAUGGCCAGCAGAAACAUGCCCCUCCCUCUCUCAAGCUCCACUUUGCCUUCCUCCUCACGCUGUAAACAUCGGGCACCAAAUGGAGCAAUUUUAUGCCAAAGUCCUAUAAAAUUGCCAGCCAAAUACCAACCAGUGCCUCCAGCACCCAUGGGCACCAACCACGGCACCUCAAUAUGACACAUUGUGAAACAGGACAUUUUCUGAUCACAACUGUACCAACCACAGCGCCUCAGUAUGGCAUCCCACCAUUAUGUAUGACUUUUAAGACUUAUAGUGCAUACUGAGCCCUAAAUGUGCAAUCUGAUGCAUUCUGUAUGACAUCGAUGCUCAGUUAUUGCAUAAUUUUAUAUCAAUUUUACAGAGAUGUUGUUAUAUCACAAGCUAGUCAAUAUGACAUUGACCGCUAUAUGUUUAAACAAGACUCGGUGUGCCAGUUAAAGCACUAGCCAUCACAAACAUUAGAAAGUCGAAAACAGUGAUGCCUGACUGAGAAAAAAAAGUUUAGUGAGUUAUUGAAUCCAACCCAAGCUGUGUUGAUAUGUAAAUAACCAUGAGAUUAAGAAUUGUAUUUUCAAUAUUUGUUUUUUAAGCUGUUACUAAAAGCAGUAAUAUGUAUAUAUAUAUAGAUCCUGUAAAUGUGGACU